This is a messenger RNA of Grosmannia clavigera kw1407, 2196 nucleotides long. Its product is annotated as sodium/calcium exchanger protein. The coding region runs from base 1 to 2196 and encodes 731 amino acids. The transcript is spliced from 3 exons. Gene Ontology annotation, cellular component: fungal-type vacuole membrane. The record is from RefSeq and is a predicted model, not a curated record. NCBI's taxonomy places the organism in Eukaryota, Fungi, Ascomycota, Sordariomycetes, Ophiostomatales, Ophiostomataceae. Gene Ontology annotation, molecular function: calcium:proton antiporter activity. Gene Ontology annotation, biological process: calcium ion transmembrane transport; intracellular calcium ion homeostasis.
AUGGACGCCAAUGCUGCCACGACACUCGACUAUGGCGGCGAGAGCAGCAGCAGCAUGCGGGAAGACGACGACGACGACAUACGCAUGGGCGCGCGACCGGCAAUAGGCCGCAGCCACGGGGGCUACGGGGACAGAGAGCGAGACAGGCCGAGCAGCGGCCGUGCUCGACCGCGUGCCGAAGGAGCCAUCCGGCGGGUUCUGCGCUUCUUCCGAGCGCAGUCUGACCGUGGCUACCGCCAGCUGCGGGAUCGCGUGCCGCAGGCGUGUGAGGAGCAGCAGCAGCAACAUCAGCAGCAACAUCAGCAAAAUCAGCAACAGCGACAGCUGCACGCGUACGAUGACGUGCCAAUCUCCUGCAUGGAGUCCUUCCGCGAGAUGAUUCUGUCCUCGUGGCUCAACCUGCUGCUCGUCUUCGUGCCCAUCGGCAUGGUGGCAUACCUGACACACAUGAACCCCAUUGCCGUGUUCACGUCCAACGCGAUUGCGGUCAUCCCGCUGUCGUCGCUGCUGACGGCUGCGACCGAGCGGGUGGCCAGCGAUGCCGGCGACGCGGUCGGCGCCCUGCUGAACAUCAGCCUCGGCAACUUGGUCGAGUUGAUCCUCUUUGUCGCCCUCGUGAACAAUCACAUCCGUGUCGUGCAGGCGUCCAUUCUGGGCUCGAUCCUGGUCAACAGCCUGCUGAUCCUGGGCACGGCUCUCCUGGCCACCGGCUUGAGCGACAAUGAGCCGGUCUACAACACGGCCGAGACGCAGCUGCUCAGCUCGCUGCUUUUCGCCUCCGUCUUUGUCUUUUUGAUGCCGACUGCCUUUGGUUACACUUUCGACCACACAAAGGUGUCCAAGGCGACGCUCAAGAUGAGCCGGGUGUCGUCGCUGAUGGUGCUGCUGAUCUACCUGCUGUACUUUGUACACGAGCUCAGGGCGCGUCCGGUCCGGAACACUGACGUCCCGUCCGACUACGAUAUUGAAAGCGAUGGCAAUGGUAACGGCAUUCCCAUGAGCAUGACAGAGAUGCAACCGCCGAUGAUCGUCGCCAACGGACACGCGAUCAGCAACAUGAACCAGGCGCGGACGAUCCGCUUUGCCGACGAGGGCUACGAGACGGCCACGACAGCCACGACGGCAUCGACGAUGACGACGGCAUCCGUCCGUGACGUGGCCAACAAGGUCCUGCCGGUGCUGACGCCAUUCAGCCAGAUCGAGAUGGACCGCUUUGACCUAAACGCAGCUACAGACGCGGCGACCGGUAGCCACGAGGGCGACCUGGCCUUGGAGGGCCGUGGACGCCCCAACGACGGGGCCGUCUACACCAGCGGACGGACACAAACGUUUAUGCCGCGGUCACGGUCGCGCACCAACUCGCACACGCGGCCACCAUCAUCGCUGCGCUCGCAGCCGUUCCAGAUGCAGAUGCAGCCGCCACCGCCAUCACCGCCGCUGCCACCGCCGUCGCGAUCGGGACACACGCGCAACAUGUCGAUCGAGUCACUGCAGGUGCGGCCAGGUCGGGCGGCCUCGGUCUCGGGCGUGCCGGUGGGCAUGUCGGGGGUGGCAGGUGCAUACACCACGACGGGCAGCACAGCAGGUGUGCCGGGACAUGCUGGGAUGGCCGGCUUCGGCGGGCUCGGCGGCCCGGGGUUGAUGCGAUCGGGACUGGCGGCGCUGCAGAUCAUGCGAGAGAGCCGGACAAGCCUGGACAGCAACGACGCGCGGCCGGUGCCGGUGCGGCGUCCACGUCCGGCGGGCGAGUUCAUGAUGUCGGUGAUAGUGCUGAUGGUGGCAUCGGGGCUGAUGUCGGUCAACGCCGAGUUUCUCGUGGACACGAUCGACGCGGUGACACAUCAGGGCCACCUGUCGGAGUCGGUGAUCGGGCUGAUCAUCCUGCCGAUCGUCGGCAACAUUGCCGAGUACGUGACGGUGGUGUCGGUGGCGAUGCGCGACAAGCUGGACCUGGCCAUCUCGGUGGCGAUCGGGUCAUCCAUCCAGAUCGCCCUCUGCGUCACACCGUUGACGGUUGGUGCCGGCUGGAUCCUCAACCGCAACCUGUCGCUCACCUUUAGCUUCUUUGAGAUGUCCGCACUGGUCGGCACCGCCCUGCUGGUCGGCCUGCUGGUCUCAAGCGACGGCGACCGAAAGUUGCGGACAUGCGGGCUCAAGGGAGCGCUGAUGUGCGCGUGCUACGUGAUAAUCGGGUGA